AUCUAUUUGCCCCUUUCAAUUUUCGUUAUAUUUGGAAUUACAUUCAGUUAUUACCAUACAUUUAAUUCUAUUCCAGGAUUGAUUCCCAAGUUCAAGGCCCUCUCCUUAUGGUCUUCCAAACCUUCGAAGUUCUGGUCUUCAUUCGCUCCACUGCUAGCAGCUGCUGCGCCAAAAUGCUCUCCGCCAGAACGUCCUCCACGAAACGCAGUUGCACAAAAUCGAUUCUAUGAUAGUCACUGGAAACUUCGAUCAGGGGAAUCAUGGUUGAUAGAUGAAUUCUCGUUUCCGAACCUAUUGAACAUGAACGACUCGGACCUUGAGUCUAUGCACGACUCUCAUUCGCUGUUCGUAGACCUUCUGACCAUCAAAGCGCCCAACCUCGAAUAUGAAAAGGGAACCAAAGGCAUUGUGACCUCAGCAGGAGGCUCCUAUUUCCCUGUCCUGAUCAUAAGCAUCCUCAUGCUCCGACGAAGCGGCUCCACCCUGCCGAUCGAAGUCUUCCUCACCACACCCUCCGAAUACGAGCCCCUCUGCGACUCCGCCCUGCCAUCCCUAAAUGCAAAAUGCAUCAUUCUCUCAGACCUCCUCAUCGACACUCCACAUACUUUUACCAUCAAAACCUACCAGCUGAAAAUCUUCGCCAUGCUCUUCUCCUCCUUCGAAGAUCUCCUAUUCCUCGACGCAGAUAACUUCCCUAUCUAUCCACCUGAAGACCUAUUCCUUACCGAACCAUUUACAACACAUCAUCUGGUCCUCUGGCCCGAUUACUGGACUUCCACUGCCUCCCCUUACUUCUCUACUAUUACGGGCCUCGAUCCCGCUAUCAUCCGCACACGGCCAACGAUCGAAGCAGGGCAGAUCCUCGUCUCGAAGAAACACCAUACAAAGACACUCCUCCUCGCUGCGUAUUAUAACGUAUAUAGCGAGUAUUUCUACCGCAUAAUCUCACAGGGUGGGCCGGGGGAAGGGGAUAAAGAUACGUUCGCCCCUGCCGCACUGGUGCUAAAUAGCACAUUCUACACGGUUGAGUCUCCACCUAUGAACCUUGGUAUCCGGGCGGCUGGCGGCUCGGCUGUGGUUCAAUAUGAUCCCUCCAACGCAAGGCCAUUCUUCAUCCACGCCUCCUGGUGGCCGAAACUCAACGCCCUCAAAAAGAUCGAGACAGCGAGAAAAUGGGGCAGUGAAGAGAAGAGCAGGGAAAUGUUCGGCAUGGAUGUCGAGAGGGUGGUUUGGGGACAGAUGGUGCAGGUUGCUUGUAAUAGCUGGGAGUUUGGGGAUUGGGGAGGCGGGAAUAAGAGUCUUACGGGGGUGUGUGAGCAGUCGAGGAAGUGUUUUAGGGAUGUUUUUGGG
Molecule: messenger RNA, 1350 nt
Organism: Hyaloscypha bicolor E
Lineage: Eukaryota; Fungi; Ascomycota; Leotiomycetes; Helotiales; Hyaloscyphaceae
Product: glycosyltransferase family 71 protein
Exons: 1
Biological process (GO): mannan biosynthetic process
Cellular component (GO): Golgi apparatus
Molecular function (GO): alpha-1,2-mannosyltransferase activity
Source: RefSeq, a predicted model, not a curated record